UCCAAUCCAAUUGACCAGUUGCUUCCGCGUGUAAAGCUCCGAGGUCUUUGUCAUCACUUCCUCCCCACAGGACAAGUCCAGUCAAAACAUUGAACCUUCGUUUCCAUUUCCUUUUAAGCUAUAGUUUUCUCUGCUUCUUCCUCUUAAAACUCUGGUUCUUUUCCAAGCCAAAUACCACCCAAGGCUGAAGGAGGGAAAAAGAAGAGAUGGGGUUUUCAAAGGAAGAGAAAUCGAGGAGAUUAUGGAGAGGUGUUAAGACUUUGUUUUUCUUAAUCACCAUGGUGAUUUCUUUUCUUCUGUUUUCUGCACCAGUUUUCCUUGUUAUUGCUGAUGCCCUCUUGCCUUCUGCUUUGCUUUCUGCUUCCCUUUCUGAGCCUUCUUCUUUAUCAUUCAAAAGUCUCUCUUCCCAUUUCAGCAACUAUGAUUUCAGAUACUCUCUCAUAGAUAUCCCUCUUAUAUCCAUCAUCAGAUCAGCUGUUAUAAUCUGUGUUUAUAGCUUUUGUGAUGGGCCAAGACUUUCCAGGGGACCUUACCUGGGAAUUACAAUGAUUUGUUCUGUUUCAUCUUUGAUUUUUGUUUCAUUAAAGGCUUCAUUUGUGUUCAGCUCGAGUGUUCAUAGAGAAGGGUAUGUGACAGCCAUGGAAACUGCUCUGUUCAUCUCUUCACUGGCCUUGGCAAUUGCCCAUAUGAUUGUUGCAUACAGAACCAGUUGCAGAGAAAGAAGGAAACUCCUUGUCUACAAAAUUGACAUUGAAGCUAUUUCUGCUUGCAAGAAUGGGUUCCCAAGGUAUCAGAAGAUUCUCCAAGAAGAAAGAGUGAAGUAAAUACCAGUCUACUACAACAAUGGAAAGGAUUUUCCACAUAGGAAAUCAAUCUACCUUUUCCCCCAUCCUUUGGCUCAUCACAUUCUUCCAUGCCAGGUUUCAGAUUUAUCGAAAACAAAUCAGGUUCCUGGAAAACCAAAAGAAGUUAACAUGGUGCUAGGCAGCAGCAGUAUAAAAUUAAAACCCCUAUAUACAAAUAGAUGGGAAUGAAUUCCCUGCAUAUAUACAAAUUACUAUAGCUGGUGGUCGUGUAUCUGUAAGUAGAGGCUCUGGUUUUGAGGAUAGAUCCAACAUUCUUUCAUGAUUUUGAGUGUACAGAUUGUAUUUACAUAUAUAAAAAAAAUGGGCCAAAGGCCUUUCAUGACCAUCUUGUGUGAAGAUAUACUCAAUAUACACCACAUUGAAUGGCAUCUUUAGCAGGUCAGAUUGGUGACAGUUCCUGCAA
Theobroma cacao (cacao) is the source of this 1269-nucleotide messenger RNA. RefSeq lists its product as uncharacterized. The record is from RefSeq and is a predicted model, not a curated record. NCBI's taxonomy places the organism in Eukaryota, Viridiplantae, Streptophyta, Magnoliopsida, Malvales, Malvaceae.